Dunckerocampus dactyliophorus (ringed pipefish) is the source of this 3715-nucleotide messenger RNA. It is a transcript of the gene sema3aa, whose product is annotated as sema domain, immunoglobulin domain (Ig), short basic domain, secreted, (semaphorin) 3Aa. Gene Ontology annotation, biological process: positive regulation of neuron migration; negative regulation of axon extension involved in axon guidance; neural crest cell migration. The transcript is spliced from 17 exons. The coding region runs from base 418 to 2946 and encodes 842 amino acids. Lineage: Eukaryota; Metazoa; Chordata; Actinopteri; Syngnathiformes; Syngnathidae. Gene Ontology annotation, molecular function: semaphorin receptor binding; chemorepellent activity; neuropilin binding. The record is from RefSeq and is a predicted model, not a curated record.
CUCUCUCUCUCUCCGGCAGUCUGCUGGAGCUCCGCACGAGGAUUAGAGGCUUGCUGUGGUGUCAGACAGAAGACUGAGCAUACAGUUCUCCAGAAGAUUAGGGGGUCGUAGUGGACAAAUUGAAUUUGGUCAUUCAUCUCGUUUCCAAGCGGUCGGCACCUUAUUGCUGAGAUUUGACCUGACUGAUAAACCACAGGGACUACCUUCUGGACCUCCACACGGGGAGCCAUGUGAGCUGCACCCCACUUCCCCAACACUCUAAGCUGGAUCCCUCCCCAUCCCUGGAUCAUCCACCGUCUGGACUCCCGUAGAGGGAAUCUCUGGGCCGGUUGCCCCUUGGAGCCACUCUUCUCGGGGGACUGGUUGGGGUGUGAGUGCCCCCCUGGUCUGGAGGCCCGCCGGCAGCACUCCAGCACCAUGGAUUACCUGUUUGGCUUUGUGGUGCUGCUGUGCGGGGCGGUGCAGCCGGGAGUAGGACUCGAGCCCAAGCACAACGUCCCCAGGCUAAAGCUGUCAUACAAGGAGAUGCUGGAGUCCAGCAACCUGGUGAACUUCGGCGGCGUGGCCAACAGCUCCGGCUACGACACCUUCCUCCUGGACGAGGAGCGAGGACGACUCCUGGUGGGCGCCGAGGACCACGUCUUCUCCUUCGACCUGGUCCACAUCAACAGGGGCCACAGACAGAUCGCCUGGCCCGCCACCCCCUCCAAGCGGGACGAGUGCAAGUGGGCGGGGAAGGACCUCGGGAAAGAGUGCUCCAACUUCAUCCGCGUGCUCCAACCCUACAACCAGACCCACCUGUACAUCUGCGGCACCGGAGCCUUCCAUCCCAUCUGCGCUUACCUGGAAUUGGGCAAGAGAGCUGAGGACAGCGUCUUUCGCCUCGUCCCCCAUUUCGAGAACGGCCGCGGGAAGAGCCCCUACGACCCCAAAAUGCUCUCGGCGUCGCUUCUCAUAGACGGGGAGCUGUACUCGGGCACGUCGGCCGACUUCAUGGGCCGGGACUUUGCUAUUUUCCGGACGCUGGGCGAUCAUCAUCCCGUCAGAACGGAGCAGCACGACUCCAGGUGGCUUAAUGAUCCGAGAUUCGUCGGGGUUCACUUGAUCCCUGAGAGCGACAACCCCGAGGACGACAAGAUCUUCCUGUUUUUCAAAGAGAACGCCAUGGACGGCGAGCACACGGGCAAGGCCACCAUCGCCCGCAUCGGACAACUGUGUAAGAACGACAUGGGAGGUCACCGCAGUCUGGUCAACAAGUGGACCACCUUCCUCAAGGCCCGGCUCGUGUGUUCCGUGCCGGGGGUCAACGGCAUCGACACGCACUUCGAUGAACUACAGGACGUGUUCCUGAUGAGCGCCAAGGACCCCAAGAACCCGGUCAUCUACGCCGUCUUCACGACGUCCAGCAACAUCUUUAAAGGCUCGGCGGUGUGCAUGUACAACAUGGCCGACAUCAGGAGGGUCUUCCUGGGUCCGUAUGCCCACAGAGACGGACCCAACUACCAGUGGGUGCCCUUCCAAGGCAGGGUGCCCUACCCACGACCUGGCACUUGUCCGAGCAAGACUUUUGGCGGCUUCGACUCCACCAAAGACCUCCCAGAUGAUGUCAUCACCUUCGCCAGGGGCCACCCGGCCAUGUACAACCCCGUGCACCCCAUCGGCGGGCGCCCCAUCAUGGUGCGCACGGACGUGGGCUACCAGUUCUCCCAGCUGGUGGUGGACCGCGUGGAGGCUGAGGACGGGCAGUACGACGUGAUGUUCAUUGGCACGGACGUAGGAACGGUGCUGAAGGUGGUGACCAUCCCCAGAGAGAGCUGGCAUGACCUGGAGGAGGUGGUGUUGGAGGAAAUGACCGUCUUCAGGGAGCCAACUACCAUCACUGCCAUGGAGCUGUCAACCAAACAGCAACAAUUAUACUUGGGCUCGUCGCUGGGCGUCUCCCAGAUGCCCCUGCACCGCUGCGAGGUGUACGGCAAAGCCUGCGCCGAGUGCUGCCUGGCUCGGGACCCCUACUGCGCCUGGGACGGCGCCGAGUGCUCCAGAUACUUUCCCACCGCCAAGAGGCGCACCAGACGACAGGACAUCAGGAAUGGAGACCCGCUUUCCCAGUGCUCAGACCUGCAGCAUCACGAUGACGUGGAUGGUGGUGGCGGUGUGGGCGGCGUGGAGGACCGUGUGGUGUACGGCGUGGAGAACAGCAGCAUGUUCCUGGAGUGCAGCCCCAAGUCCCAGCGGGCGCUCAUCUACUGGCAGCUGCAGAGGCCCGACGACGAGCGCAAACAGGAGAUCAAGCUGGACGACAGGUUGCUCCGCACGGACCAGGGCCUGCUCAUCCGCAGUCUUGCCCAGGCUGACACGGGCGUCUACCACUGCCAGGCGGUGGAGCACGGCUUCAUUCAGCCUCUCCUGCGCCUCAACCUCCAGGUCAUUCCCUCCCAGAGGCUGGGAGACAUCCUGACGGGGCUCCCCGCAGUUGGGGCGGCCCCCUCGGGCAAGCAGCGGGUGUGGUACCGGGAUUUCCUGUCUCUCCUGGAUCACCCGGACCUCAACAGCGUGGAGGAGUUUUGCGACCGGGUGUGGAAGAAGGAACGCAAGCAGAAGAAGGCGAAGGCGCCUAACGCCAACCCGUCGUUACGGCCCAAGUCUGCGGCUCCUAACUCUCAGAAGCAGCAGCAGGCGAGUCCGGCGCAGGCCAAAGCGUGGCUCCAGGCUGGAGCGCCGACAGCGGACGCUAACCAGAAACUGGGCAUGCUCAGCGUCCAGGCGCCCAAGAACCAACCCAAAACGCAAAGCAGCCAAAAGGGGCAGUCCGCCCUCACCCAAAGUGCUCCUCGGGCGGGAGGGCAGCAGCAGCAGCACACCGCCAAGUGGAGACGCGUGCAGGAGAGCAAGAAGGGACGCAACAGGAGGACCCACGAGCUGCAGAGACCCCCGCGUAGUGUUUGAGACCUGGCAAAAAGAAGCACAAAGAUGAGCGCACACAACACACACAUUGUAGAGAUUGUUUGGGAUUCUCUCCAUACACGCUGCUUCAAAGACAGGAAGAGCGAGUAAAGUGGAAAAAGGACACGUCCACGUCCUGUACAAAAGCUACUCAGAUAAGCCGCACAACAAACUGUGACUUGGAUGCUUCAAAGUAAAAAACAAAAAGCACAUUCUCCACGACCUUUUGACUUGAGCAUGUGAACCCCACCUAGUGACAAAAAACUCUUAUUUUGAAGAGCCUUCCAUGUGUCAUUACAGCAUCACAUGCAGACCAACAAAAAAAAAGCAGGAAAAGAAUUGUGCAUGUUGUCCAUGAUUUAAUAAGCUAGUUAUUUUAUGGAAUUUUAGAGCCUUUUUCUUGGUAUUUUCUUUUAUAUUGACUUUCCUACCCAAACCUUCAACAGCAUCACUGUAGUGGUCUCAUCCCCCGCGCCCGUGUAACUUAUUACAUUACACGCUCAUUCUGUGUACAAAUACACAACAAACUUCACUCUGUGUAUGUACAGUACACCUGAUCCUUAUUUAUUGCUCGUUUUUGUGAAAGGGGUGCAUUUAUUUUUGAUUUAUGCUAUUUUGGGGGCGUCAUCAGCGUAUUAGAAAGGGAAACUUCGGACCAACUGACAUAGUAAUCCAGAACAUACAUUAAAAAAGACCCAGCAAUAAUAAGCACAACACAUGUUUUUAGUUCCCAUCCUUCAUGUGUAAGCUCAUCUUCCCCCCCCCCCCCCCC